This is a messenger RNA of Microthlaspi erraticum, 880 nucleotides long. NCBI's taxonomy places the organism in Eukaryota, Viridiplantae, Streptophyta, Magnoliopsida, Brassicales, Brassicaceae. The record is from the annotation of a GenBank genome assembly.
AAUUGAUCAAAUAGAAGUGCAGGCACCUACUGUGGCCAUUCACACUUCACCAGUUGAGCUCGCACAACAAGCUCGAUCGGCAGCUCGAUCGAGUCCAACUCUAGCUCGAUCGAGUCCGACCUCUUCUGUCCCAGCCAUUUUGCUUGAUCCUUACCAACCAGUUGCCGCUUCCUCGUCUCGCCUACUUAGUCAAGGUCACAAGGAAGUGAUUCACAAGUUCAGAAGAGAUCUCAGUGGGAUUGGAAUUGAAGGUCCUACAGAGUCUACUCAUCAGUUCAACCUGCUUACUUCACCCACUUUCCUACCAAAGGUCAAGGAUCAAGGGAAAUUCACUCUCCCUUGCACACUUGGGCAUCUUGAGCUUGACAAUGCCUUAGUGGAUUCUGGAGCAAGCAUCAAUCUGAUCUCUCUCUCCAUGGCAGAGAAACUAGGCAUUGCUGGAGCCUUGCAGCGCCCUACUACUUCAAUCAUGUUUGGAGAUGCAACUUCUAAGUCUCCUCUUGGAGUGUUCAAGAACUAUCACUUGAAAAUUGGAGAAUGCAUCAUCCAAACUGAUCUCACUGUGAUGGAAAUGGAAGAAGAGAAGGAUUUGCCCUGUUAUUGGGAACCCCUUUCCUUACCUAGAGGUUCAGACUUUUGUGCCACAAUUGACAGUACCACUCUCAGUUCUAAGAGUCAUGGAGCUACAAAGGUUGUGAAGGAAAGGGUUGACAAGGAACCAAGAGUUGGGAAGGAUAAGGAUGAGAGAGGACCAAGGAUUGAGAAGCCACGUCUUGAGAGGGCUAGAGUUGAGAAACCACGUUCUGAUAGGCCACGAGCUGAUAGACUUGUUCAAGCCCCUUGUGUGCUUGAUGAAGAGAAGCCUUCAAGCUUUGUUUGA